AUGUCCGACUCGUUCUCACUGCCGACGCCCCCUUCCCUCGACCUGACGAUCGGCGCCGAGCUCGUCGGACUCGGCGUCUCGCUCGCGCUCUAUGGCGCGACGACCGGCCAGCUCUUCUGGUACUUUCGGAGGCUCGACGGGUUGAGCCUGAGGAAGUGGAUGGUCUACUACGUCGUGGCGUUAUGGCUGUUGGGCACCGUACAAGCCGUGCUCUCCUCAUAUCUCCUGGGCAGAUACGUUGUCGUCGGAAGGGGUAACCUCGCCGCCAUCUUCGGCUCCACGAAGGCUUACGCGGCAAAUACCAUAGCGUUGGACAUCAGCAGCUGCAUGGUCCGGUUUGGAUACUUCUACAGGAUCUGGAAAUUCAACCGCAAACGAUAUCUGGCCUUGAUCAUUCUGGGUGCCGUUUUGACACUGCUGGUGACUGCAGUGUCCCUUUUCUUCAGCAUCCGCUCGGCCCGCUUGGACUUCUUCUGGCAAAUUCCAGGAGCGCAUUUGACCUGGACGUUCUUCCUCGCGUCCGGUGUGCAGAUUGUUAUCGACAUGAUGAUCUCCUUCGCCGUCUUCGUGUCCUUCCUGCGGUUCUACACCGGGAUCAAACGAUUGGACCUGUUGAUCCGGACCAUCGUGGUGUUUGCACUCAGCACAGGCUCGCUCAACGUCAUCCUCUCGACCUGUAGUAUGAUCAUCUUCAGCGUGCUUCCAGCAAGCUAUGUGUUCGUCGCCACGGUCUGGGUCUUCUGCCAACUGGAGAUCUGCUCGUUCCUCGCCGUGCUCAACACCGAGAAGGAGCUCGUGCACCGCUCGCUGAACCACGCCCAGCUCGCGCGCGGCACCGCGGGCGAGACGAUCCUGCUCACGACGAGGGUCGACGUCGGCUCCUUCCCGGGCACGCUGCCGCCGUCGAUGGGUGGCGUCACGGAGGAGGGCGAUCUUCCCUUCCUCACCAGAACUCACCGCUCUCCUCAAUCCCUCGAACUCGACCUCGACCUCUACCCCGCGCCCUCACCCCCUUACACGACGAUCCUGAGCCGUCGGUUACCCCCACCUCUAUACCGCCUAGCCUCGCACACGGCCUACAGUCACAGCCUCUAA
Molecule: messenger RNA, 1095 nt
Organism: Epithele typhae
Lineage: Eukaryota; Fungi; Basidiomycota; Agaricomycetes; Polyporales; Epitheliaceae
Exons: 17
Coding region: 1-1095 (364 amino acids)
Source: RefSeq, a predicted model, not a curated record